Kwoniella mangroviensis CBS 8507 is the source of this 1866-nucleotide messenger RNA. RefSeq lists its product as uncharacterized. The transcript has 16 exons. Gene Ontology annotation, biological process: mannose trimming involved in glycoprotein ERAD pathway; carbohydrate metabolic process. Gene Ontology annotation, cellular component: membrane; endoplasmic reticulum. The record is from RefSeq and is a predicted model, not a curated record. The coding region runs from base 1 to 1866 and encodes 621 amino acids. NCBI's taxonomy places the organism in Eukaryota, Fungi, Basidiomycota, Tremellomycetes, Tremellales, Cryptococcaceae. Gene Ontology annotation, molecular function: calcium ion binding; mannosyl-oligosaccharide 1,2-alpha-mannosidase activity.
AUGGCCGAGAUACGUCAGAGACAAGCUCCAGGAGAGAAGGAACAGGUCAAAGUGCCGUUACCCUCAGAUCCAAAAGGUAAACGAUUAGACAAGAAGGAGAUCGACAAGAAGGUCGAACAGAUCCAGACGUUGAACGUAGUAAGAUUGAUACUUUCCUUAGCUGGAUUAGGAGCAGUAGCAUGGUUCGGAUACAAGACAUUAUAUCCGAUUCUCUCUACACCUUCAAUAAUAAGUGACGGAGAGAAUCUAGCAACGAAGAUAUCCUCAACCUCAACGCACAAAUUCGGUAAGAAGAAUCAACAACCUCUGAUAUCUUCAGAGAUACCUAGUCCAGUGGGUGGCAUAAAGCUCGAAGCCGAUAUUGAGAAGAGACAAGCGGUGAAAGAUGCUUUUAUUUGGAGCUGGAAUGCAUAUGAGAAAUACGCAUGGGGUUCAGACGAAUUUUCACCCCUCUCACAAUCCGGCUCUAAUCUCACAUCAGCAGGCGGUAUAGGAUAUACCAUUGUAGAUUCCCUCGAUGCAUUGUUGGUACUAGACUUGAUACCUGAAUAUGAAAGGGCCAGAGACUGGUGUAAGAAUGAAUUGAGUUUUGAAAAAGAUGCGGUGUUCAAUACUUUUGAGACAACGAUACGUAUCCUCGGUGGACUUCUCUCAGCGCACUACCUAACUUCAGUACAUACCAACCCUUCGAUCCAGAAAGACGCCCCGAUAUUCCUUGAUCUGGCUGUAGAUCUCGGUGAGAGACUCCUUGGCGCAUUCUCAAGUCCCUCGGGCCUACCUUGGUCAGGAAUCAACCUAGUUACUCGGGAUGGAAUACCGGACAGGGAUAAUCAAGGUGUAGCUUCACUGGCUGAAGCUGCAAGUUUACAAUUGGAAUUGAAAUACCUCAGUCAUCUCACGGGAGAUUACGUAUAUUGGAAAAAGGCAGAAAGGGUAUCGGAGAUCAUCAGAGGAGAAGCGGUACAUGAUGGUAUUGCACCGAUCUUCAUCAGUCCCAUGAAUGGUCAGUUCGUGGCUUCAGAGAUCAGACUUGGAUCAAGAGGUGAUUCAUACUAUGAAUAUCUACUGAAACAAUGGCUACAAACUGAUCGCGAAGAACCCGUCUAUCGAGAUAUGUACGACGAGGCCAUGGGAGGUAUCAAGAAGCACCUAAUUGGACAGACCAAGAAAUCCGGCUUGAUCUUCACCCAAGAGUUACAUCCUGCCAGACACCCAAGAGACCAAACUCAAACUUGGCAGGUAGUACCCAAACAGGACCACUUGGUAUGUUUCCUCGGUGGAUCCUUCUUGUUGGGUAUCACCGAAGGUGGUAAGCGAUCGAUCGAUUGGAACGAUCUGGAUGAAGCCCAGCAGGAAGAUUUCGUAGUUGGGAAAGGGGUCAUUGAGAGUUGUAUGAAAACUCAUGAGACCGCUACUGGAUUAGCACCGGAAAUUGCGAUGUUUGUCCAGUGGAGCGAUGAACAACGAGCUGCUGAUGAAGAUUGGUAUAUCAAGCCUAACCUCAACGGAGUCCUGAUCGACGGGCGAAAUAUCCUUCGACCCGAGACCGUCGAGUCCCUCUUCCUAGCAUACAGAUCAACAGGCGACGAACAGUACAGAGAAUGGGGUUGGGAGGUGUUUCAAGCAUUUGAGAAAUGGUGUAAAGUCCCUUCAGGUGGUUAUGCAGGUAUAGAAGAUGUUCAGACUGUCCCGCCUAAACAGUUGGAUAGGAUGGAAACUUUCUGGCUGGCUGAGACGCUCAAAUAUUUGUAUUUGCUGUUUGAUGAUUCCGAUCACAUCCCGCUUGAUAAGCACAUCUUCAAUACCGAGGCACACAUCUUACCAGUUUUCAAACCGGAAUACAUCUCUCCUUUUGCUACAUCGUAA